AAAAUAUAAUAAAUAAGAAGAAUACUAACUGACCAAUAAAAGGCCUAUAAUUUGUCAGAAUUAGAAGGGACAUCACAAGAUUUCCAAGAUUUAUGUCCAAAAACAAAAUCUUGCUGAAGAAGCAAAGCUAUGUAUGUUACUAGUAUUAUACUAGCUACUAAUAGGUGUACUUAGGUAGGGACACAUUUGGAAUUUUACAAAACAAUACAUCUCUUUCUAUUCUUAUUUAUUGUUACUAUUAUAUCAUCAAUUUAUUCAGUCUUUUCAUUUCUCUCUCACUUUCCAAAAUUCUUCUAUAAUGUCUUCUUCUCCGGUGGAUUAUUCAUCGAAAUGUGUGAUGUUUCCGGCAAGACCCGGUUAUGGUAUUGUUGGUAGAAAGUGUUUGAUCAAAGCUAAUCACUUCACACUCCAACUUGUUACCACCAUCCAUAACUAUAAGGGUCUCUAUCAUUACCAUGUAUGGAUAAGUCCUCAAGUAACAUCCAUGAAAUUAAACAGAGAUAUCGUUAAAGAGUUGGGAACUUUGAACUAUUUAGGUAAUGUGAGAGUUGCCUAUGAUGGUAGAAAUACUAUCUACUCUGUUGGGGAGUUACCAUUUUCUUCAAAUGAAUUUAUUCUUAAGUUUCCCACAACAAAAACAACAACAACCACCAGUGAAUGUGAGUUUAAGGUUAGCAUCAGGUUCGUUUCAAGGAUAGACUUAUGUAAUCCACAAAGCUUUUUACACACCAUUCAACCACUUAAUGUUGCUCUCAGAUCAGCUCCAUCAGAAAUGUAUAGUGUUGUGGGAAGGUCUUUUUAUCAUGACACAAUGAGUAGAGCUGGUGAGCUUGGAGAUGGUGUAAUGUAUUGGAAAGGUUUCUAUCAAAGUUUGAGGCCAACUCAAUUGGGGCUUUCUCUUAACAUUGAUGUGUCAGCAAAGGCUUUUUAUGAACCUAUUGAGGUAACUGAUUUUAUCUUCAAAAACUUUAAUGUGAGAUACAAUUCGACGCCAUUGGAUGAUCAUGUUCGGGUUCAGCUAAGGAAAAAUUUAAGAGGGGUUAAAGUAACAUGUAGACAUUUGGAUGAUACAAUGUUGUUCAAAGUUUUUGGGGUAUCGACAGAGCCAUUGAACAAUUUAAUGUUUGAUCUUGAUGGUAACACGAUUUCGGUUGUUACGUACUUUCAAGACAAGUACGAAAUUCAGCUCGAAUAUGUGACAUGGCCUGCUCUGCAAGUAGGAAGUGCAACAAAGCCGAUUUACUUGCCCAUAGAGGUUUGUAGAAUUGUUGAGAGGCAAAGAUGCUGCAAGAAACUCAACCAAAGGCAAGUAACCAAUCUAUUAAGGGAAACUUGUCAACGACCGUACGAAAGGGAGGAAACCAUUAGGCAAAUUUUUCGACAAAACAAUUACAAUGAUCAAAAUCUUGUUCGCGAUUUUGGAAUUAAUGUUGCAAACGACAUGACAUUGAUUAAUGCUCGAGUUUUGCCUCCACCAUUGCUUUUAUACCAUGAUACUGGGAAUGAAGCUACUGCCAAUCCUCAACUCGGACAAUGGAAUAUGAUCAAUAAAAAAAUGAUCAAUGGUGGCCAUGUAAAAUCUUGGACUUGUGUGAACUUCUCACAUGAAAAUCCAAAUAUUCACAAUCGCUUUUGUGAUGAACUAGUCAAUAUGUGCAUCAGUAGAGGAAUGGCUUUCCAAACCGCGCCAGUAAUUCCUUCGCGCGCUUGGCCAGCUAACGAAAUUGAGGAGGCCUUGAAAUAUGUUCAUGACCAAUGCAACAUGAUACUCGGAAACAAACAACUUCAGUUGCUAAUAAUUAUCUUGCCUGAUUUUUCGGGUUCAUAUGGGACAAUUAAACGAGUUUGUGAAACUGAGCUAGGAAUUGUUUCACAAUGCUGCCGGCCUAAACAUGCAGCGAAGCUCAACAACAAGCAAUACUUGGAGAAUCUAUCAUUGAAAAUCAAUACCAAGGUUGGUGGGCGAAAUACAGUGUUAAGUGAUGCUCUUAAUAAGAGAAUUCCUUUUGUGUCUGAUGUCCCGACGAUAAUCUUUGGCGCGGCUUUUACACAUCCAAAGCCCGAAGAUUACUCAAGCCCUUCAAUAGCAGCUGUGGUUGCCUCGAUGGAUUGGCCCGAGGUGACCAAAUAUAGAGCGUUGGUAUCAGCGCAACAGCACACCGAGGAGAUCAUCCAAGAUCUUUAUAAAGUAACUACAGAUGAUAAAGGGAGCAUAGUCCAUGGAGGAAUGAUAAGGGAUCAUUUAAUUGCUUUCAGCCGAUCAACCGGAGCCAAACCUCACCGGAUUAUAUUCUACCGAGAUGGCGUUAGUGAUGGACAGUUCAAUCGAGUGUUGCUUUACGAAAUGGAUGCGAUAAGAAAGGCUUGUUCAUCGCUCGAGGAAGAAUAUCUUCCUCGAGUGACAUUUGUUGCUAUUCAGAAAAGGUGUCAUACUCGCCUUUUCCCUGCUGAUUACAACGAUCGCAAUUCAAUGGACAAGAGUGGCAACAUUCUACCAGGCACUGUUGUUGAUACUCAUAUCUGCCACCCAACUCAAUUCGAUUUUUACCUCAAAAGUCAUGCUGGAAUUCAGGGAACAAGUCGUCCUGCUCACUACCAUGUCUUGUUCGACGAGAACAACUUCACAGCUGAUGCCUUACAAGUUCUCACAAACAAUCUAUGCUACACGUAUGCAAGGUGCACGAAAUCAGUGUCUAUCGUUCCUCCUGCAUAUUAUGCACAUUUGGCUGCGAUUCGUGCUCGUUGCUACAUUGGAGUAGCAGUUGAUGAAGAAGAAACUGAUGUUGGCCCAAGAACUUAUCAACCCCUUCAGGUGAUCAAUGGGAACCUUAAAGAUGUGAUGUUCUAUGUCUAAGAAUAUUCUUAGCUGUUUUUUUUGGGGGGUAAAUAUGUUUUAUUUAGUUAAUUGGUAGAUGUUAUUAACUAUGUUUUUUGGUUUGAUGUGGAGUUUGGAGGAGAAUGGGGAUAUUUGGUAGUUAAAAGAAAUGUUAAUUUGGUUGGUACAUUUUUGAAUGGAGUGAAGUUUUUUCAGUACAAGACCAGAGUCUCUUUUUGUAUGUUUUAGACUUUUUCUAUAAUAAUAUAUUAUGAUCAUCGUUCACAAAUACUUUUGUUUUUUAAUUUUUAAUUACAAAAUAAAAGUAAAAUUUUGUUUUCAAAAAUUUUAUUUUUGAAAUACAAAAAUGUGUUCUGUAACUAUUUUUGUUUUUUAAUUUUAAAAAUAAAAAAUAGAAAUGUAUUCUGUGAAGUUCAUUUUUAUUUUUAUUUUGACUGAUUUAAGUUGGGUCUAGAUCCGAGAUCGGUUUCAAGUUCAAGUCAGAGGUUACGUUCUGCACUAUGGCCUGGGGGGAUUUGAGUCCUAGUUUGGUCAGAUUCUAAUAUAUUAAUUAAGAAAAAAAAAUUAUUUAAAAAAAUAUUAAAAGUGAUUUUUUCUUGUUUUAUAAUUUUGAUUUUUAAUAUUGAAAAAUGAAAACUAUUUUAUAGAACAUAUGUUUAAAAAAUAUUUUUACUUUUCUAAUUUUAAAAAUAGAAAAUUAAUUACAAAAGUGUUACCAAAUGUUACAUAUAUAU
This is a messenger RNA of Cannabis sativa, 3570 nucleotides long. RefSeq names its product protein argonaute 5-like. Gene Ontology annotation, cellular component: cytoplasm. NCBI's taxonomy places the organism in Eukaryota, Viridiplantae, Streptophyta, Magnoliopsida, Rosales, Cannabaceae. The transcript has 21 exons. Bases 299 to 2854 code for a protein of 851 amino acids. The record is from RefSeq and is a predicted model, not a curated record. Gene Ontology annotation, biological process: regulatory ncRNA-mediated post-transcriptional gene silencing. Gene Ontology annotation, molecular function: protein binding; RNA binding.